AUGGACACUGUUCCGCCACCGCCUCGAUUCUUAACUGAGGUUUGGACGAAAUUGGUGUGGCCGAUGCAGCGCGGGGAGCCAUUACUCAUUUUCUUCAUCCGUGCGUUGGCUUCGCACUUCGCAGUCACCUGCCUUUCUCCGAGGCUACGUCCUUUUACGGAUUCCGACAGCCGCCUACCCCAAGAUGCCGUGGCCCGGGGCUCGUUCAGAGAAUAUUAUCAAAACAUGCUGCGGCGAGAGCAACAGUCAUGCUCUAGUUUGAGUGAAGAGAUAUGUCGCAUUGUGGGAUUACGGCUUCAGCCCUAUUACACAAACCUCAUACAAAGCGGCUGGGAACUGCAGCCUUGUCCUGACUGCGCUAUUCAGCAGGCCAGCUAUAGGCAGAGUGAAGAAGACUCAGCCUUUGCAGAUGUGCACAAGCUUCCACAAAGUUACGGUGGUAACAUCUGCAGUCGCUGUGGGCGGCCAUUAUCACUCCAACCAGUCUGGACACGGCAGUUUUUUCUUGUUCUUCAGCGACAGGACGGCUCACGCUGUGCUGCUGUGGCAUUUGGCGAUGACCUGCACCCCAACCUUCAGCUUGGAUAUGUCCUCCGAGCGCUACUGUACGUUACCACGACUGAACGAGGUGAGCCACUCGUGGGGUUACAUAGUGCCACGGUUUUGCUUAGUACUGGGGAGUGGACUAGUACGAACACGCCGGAAGUGGGAAUAGAGGGCAUGAGUUUCUUGACCAACACCCCUUUUUUUGAGUCCUGCCCAUGCCGACCAUUGAAAAGCUGUGGGACGGGGCCAAAAAUGCGCUUACCAGAGUGGUGCCGCCUAGUGGCACCUGACAUUGUUGGUCAGGACUCUUGUAAGGGCCUUCUCCUCCUCAGCGUUAUCCACACCCUAUAUCGGGCGGUGCGGCGUGGGACAGCGGGAUCUGCCCGGCUUCGGCCCAUGCACGUGUUGCUAAUAGGUCCUACCAAAAGCGGAAAGACCGCUCUUUUGCGAGGAAUAGCUCGUCUCUACGGUAAGGCAUACGCAACGGUAAUCCGACAGUGGUAUGGGGGCGUUGGAACGGCGACGUCCACCGCCGGAUAUGGACUUGGAGCGUCUCUACCAAGCAUGCACGGUAACGUGUUACUGUGUGGGGCUGCAAUCGAAAGCUCUGCCCUCAUGUUAGACGAAGCUAUCUCAAGCGCUUCCUGCUUGCCGAUAGUAGAUCAGCUUCUGGAAGACGGCAUCUGUGUGGCGUCCACCGUGGGGACCGGAUCAAUAGCCGCAGCGAAUGCGUUGGAGGGAUUAGGGCAGUCCACCUUUUCUACCGAAGUUCAACUGACUGCGUCUAUCCACGAAGAAAGUCGACUUGCAUUGCCAUUGGCUCGGCGCUUCCCAUUAGUGGCACGUGUGUCGCCUUCGCUCAGCCUUGCAUAUAGCGUUUCCAUUGGGCAGAAUGUCAUAGCUGCCUCCUCGGCUCGAGGCUCAUCCUCGAGAUGUGCAAAUUCACGCGCCUCUUCUAGUCGCUGGUCGUUUGACGGAAGUGAUAAUCGGGGUGAUUCAAUAGGAUCUGGUGGCGCAAUGCUGGGCCUAGAGACUUCCCUCGACAUAAGCACCCUUAUUGAGAUAGCACGGUGUGCACCUGAUGAGGAAACUCUCUACUCUGCGCUGGAUUGGCCGUCUCUCGCGGCUUCGUAUUUGCAUCUUCUACAGACUCACAAACAUCUUCUGGAGUUUUCAAUUCUGGCGCCCGCUUCCGUGUUACCAAUGCCAGCCUCUCGCAGGGGCCGUGGCGAGGCGGCAGAGGGCGAUGAGGAGGUGCACAGGGGGCAGUGGAGCUUGGAUGGUUCCUUGCAACAACAUCUGCGCGUGCUUUGUGCGCUUUCUGUGGCGCGCCUCGUCUUACAGGGAGGCGUGGGCAUCUGUUGGUCCACCGAUUUACUACAGGAAGUUUGGGAUACUUAUGUUUACCACUUACGCAGCAUUGCACAUUUGUUGGAUGGUGUUGCGCCAAGGGCAGAGCUACCGCCUCGGGCCGAUAUGGGUACUCGGCUGAAUACUAGUGGAUUUGAUGGAUUCCCUGAUGCGAGUGGUGACGCUUUGCUUCCUUACCGUACUAGCGCCGGUAAGCGGCGUCGUAUUAGCAAGAAGGCAAGCAAGUUGCAGUUCGUCGAGCUCCUACGGCGCGAAUGUGUCUCAUCGAAAUCGGGAGCUACCGAUAACAGAAUACUGACGAGUUCUCGCAUAGAGGCACUGUAUUUGAGCCUUGGUGGGAUGGUGGCCAUGGGGGACUCGUUUGAUGUCGUCCUCAGUCAACUUCAGCAGGAAGGGCUGUUGAUACAGCGAUUUGGGGGUUGGCAGUUAACGAGGGGGUAG
Phytomonas sp. EM1 is the source of this 2358-nucleotide messenger RNA. NCBI's taxonomy places the organism in Eukaryota, Euglenozoa, Kinetoplastea, Trypanosomatida, Trypanosomatidae. The record is from the annotation of a GenBank genome assembly.